CCAAGUUUCAUUCUAUCAUCAUUGCGUAGGGGAGCAUGCAAUGGCUGUCUACGUUCCUCCUUUCCUCUAGAGUCUUCUGAACCUUCUGAUCAGUCGAUCUUCCAAUCUCCACCUGUGUUGUGCCCCCGUUGACGCCUAGGAAGAAUGUCCUUCCUCGCUUCCUGCUGUGGCUUCGGCCGCAAGAACAAGGCCGACGAUACCACUCCAUUGCUGCCGCGUUACGAAGAUGAUACAGCUCGUGAAAGAGCUGUGCAUCAAAAGCUUCAUACCUAUCAGAUGCUGAGAGCCCUGUCGAAAGGAUACAUGCCCUCUAAUGAACAGACAAUCAUCAAUCUCCGAACCCUCCUUGCAGCGGACAUCUUCAAUCCAAACAAUAAAGAGCUUAGCGAUUCUGGUCGUGCAUUGAUUCGAAACUGUCGAACAUGGUUGAAGCUGUUCAUCGAGCUUCUACAACACAAGAACAGCGAAGACCAGAUCCAGGAUUUUCUCUGGUAUCUGACCAAGUCCCGCAUUUCCCUUGAUGUCAACGACAUUUCCCAUUCAGCAUCCAAAGUCAAAGCCAGAGCCGAUGCCCGAGCAGCUUACGAAAGCUUCCGCACCGUCGGCAGUCUCCUCCUUACGAACUCGGAUUUCCGAUUAUUCGUCAAUGAUGUUGCCACGAUAGGAAGAGAGGUGCUAGCAGAUACUGCCUUCUCCGUGUCCUCGGCUGCCGAAAAGACUGGCAAACAACUCGAGCUGUCUGCAGAGGAAGAACAGGCGGUGUCAAAGCCAGGAGCUGACGAGAGCAUUCAGCCUUCAAGACAAGAGCUAGAAGAAACUGCGCAAAAAGCGACAGACGAGAUUGCUUCGCAGGUGAAAAAGGUGGGCACGGAUACCAUCGAGAGUGCCAAAGAACAUUUCGGUGGUGAUCAGAGCAACACCCUUUUACAUCGCCUGAAACAAACCGUCCUCAGAUUGAGGAGCAGAACUGACUAUCACGACUCGGUGUCCACGAUCUCCAAGUUGAUUCAAAGAUAUGCUAUUGCCUACUCCCGGGUUGCGGAUGCCACGAUUGCAACCGCUCAAGACGAUAUCCAGACAAACCCGGCCCUAGAUCGUGCGAUCCGCAAUUUCUGGGAGCUCAUGAGCAGCUUCGGUGACCGCAAGCAGUGGGAAGAACUGGAGCAAGACUGGAACAAAGUCCUCAGCCAUGCCAAUUCAGAUCCCCAGUUCGAGAACUUCAUGGUCGAUGUCGGUAAUGCUGUGCAGCGAAUGUUCACCGACCCCGAAUUCUUCGACAACGCAGAUAAGAAGCUGGACGAGCUCAAGGAGAAAUCCACGAAGCUGGGGAAUGAUUCCGAGUUUCGCACCGACUUUGACAAACUACUCAGACAGGCUCAACUUACGAUCAACUCGGUUUUGGAGGACAAGGACGUCAACGGACUCCUCAUCGCUACACGGCGCAUCUUCAACGCCUUGUCUCCACCAAAUCAUAUCACCAAUCCGGAUCUCAUCACCGACUGCAUCCACAUCUUCCUUCCGUUGUUGAUCCGCAGCAUACAGUACAUCCCCAUUCCUCGUGUCGAAGUCUCGGUCCCAGAAAUGGACCUCCUCCUCGAAAACCUUGUCCUCGAGCCCGGCCGAAACGUCAACUCAACCUCCUUCCUCCCCUACCGUCUCCUGGUCUCCACCAAGAAUGACCUUGAAAUCCGCAAGACACACUCGAAAAAGACAGUCUCGAGCACACAGUCUCUCAUGACCAUUACUAUCAACGGCCUCAGCGUCGCCGCACAGGACCUCGGCUUCUGGAUCCGCGGACACGCAGGACUAGUCCAUUUCGCCGAUGAGGGCAUCGCAAGCUUCUACCUUGACGAGCGCGGCAUUGAUAUCUCCCUCGACCUUGAGAUCGGCCGAGAGCGACUUGAGCAGAUAUUGGCCUUGCGGGGCGUCAGGGUGCACAUCCACAAACUUGACUACAACCUCCGAAAAUCCAAGUUGUCCUGGUUGGGCUGGAUAUUCAAGCCUCUCCUGAAACAUCUCGUGCGCCGGUCUCUUGAAAAGACCCUCGCCGAGAAGAUUGUGGAUGGUUUGAAAGCGAUGAAUCGCGAGCUUGUGUUUGCGCGAGAGCGACUCCGCGCUACACGCAUUGCCGAUCCACAAGAUGUCGUGACAUUCCUCAAGGCUGUCGCUGCACGUCUCACGCCCGAGGAAGAUCCAGAUCUGUACACCAGAGUCGGUGUAGAUGCGCCGAAGCGUGGCGUCUUCAAAGGUGUAUAUACACCUGGCAGUAUCGUCAAAUUGUGGCAUGAGGAAGCACUGAGGGCAGAGGAGAAUAUUGAGGAAAAUGAGGAGACUGGAGGUGGUUGGAGGAAUGCUAUCUUCGAUGUUAAUGUUGCUUGAGCGCCGGAAUGAUAGGCGGUUGAUAUGGAAAUGAGACGACCAAGCUGCGUAAGGCAGCAGGGGGUUGCUUGCCCAUUCUUGAAACAUUGACAGUAUGAUCAAAUGGCUUACGGGGAACGUUGCUUUCUUCUUUCACGACUAUCAUCAGGGUAAUACGGUUAUGAUGGUGGCGGCGCGGCGCAGGGUGUUGUUUCAGGCAACAGUAGCAGCUUUCAAUCAGUCUUGUCUAGGUAGCAUAACUCCAAAAGUGUGUCC
Molecule: messenger RNA, 2634 nt
Organism: Exophiala xenobiotica
Lineage: Eukaryota; Fungi; Ascomycota; Eurotiomycetes; Chaetothyriales; Herpotrichiellaceae
Exons: 1
Coding region: 145-2379 (744 amino acids)
Molecular function (GO): lipid binding
Source: RefSeq, a predicted model, not a curated record